Messenger RNA from Arctia plantaginis, 324 nucleotides. The record is from the annotation of a GenBank genome assembly. Lineage: Eukaryota; Metazoa; Arthropoda; Insecta; Lepidoptera; Erebidae.
AUGGCGUCUGCAUUUUUUUUCUACAGCAUUGGAUAUCGGUGGGAGAGAUCUCAGCGCGCGCGCCAGAACGGCCGCGCGCCAGUCAGCCGCCGCUCCCCGCCGCGCGCGCGUGUUUUAUCAAAAAGUAACGUACACCUGCCGUGUUGUGUUGAUGUACCAAUGGAGGAGGUCCAGAUAUCGGAUUGGCCUGAGCCUCCGGGUUCCCAUGCAUGGCUCCCUGCUUAUGGUUACCAGCAUGAUUUAAUGGAUAAGGAUGACUAUUUUGGCACCAAUGUCGUGACUGUGCCGUGGCCUGUGGUAAAACAAGCUGUUUUGGUAUUCUGA